AUGAAUUACUAAAAGUAGAGUGACAAUGAUGAUGUAAUUAAUUAUUAUAAUUAUGUAGUCUGAUAGAAGUCUUUAAAGUUAAUCUGUUUAGUAGAAAAAUAAAGAAAGAUAAUUAAGAAAAAUCUAAAAGUUAUAAUCUCUAAUUAAUAAACCAUUUUCAUAAUUGACAGAUGAAGAAAUUAUUAAAAAAAGAAUAUUAUCAAAAGUAUCUGAUCUUAUUGGUAAAAAUAAUAAUCAACCAUAACUGUUAUAACCAUUAUAUCAUAGAUAAACUAAUGAUCAUAAGUUCUUAAUUAACAUUAAUCAUCUUCAAAAUUCAUCAGUUCCAAAAAUAACUUCAAAUCAAACUGAUCCAGAAAAAGAUUAUGUUGAUUAUUUGAUGAUGAAAAAGUGUAAUCUUUUUUAUUUUUAUUUUAUAGAAAAGUAAUAAGAUUAAAUGAGGCGAUAAUAAAUUAAUAAAAAAUAAAACUUAAAAGAGAACUAUGAUUAGUUAUGGUCGUAAGAUGAAGAUUUUUCAGAUAAAGAAAUUUAAGAUACAUAUAAUGUUAAUAGAGCACUCUCUAUUGUGCAUAGAAGUUAACUUAUGAAAUAGUAAAAAUCAGAUGAAAGAAUUUAUUUCAGUAAAUACUCUACUUCUACUUAAGGUAACUAAAAUUUUCAAUCUUUAACUAAUUCGCGAUUAAUUCUUAUGUAAGAUCAAGAUAUCAAUGAAACUGAAGUAAAUAACUAUUUUAAUUUAGUGUAGAGAAUAACAAGCAAGGAGAACUCUUAAAAAAUUAAAAACAAAAUAAGUUAUUAAUAUUGUUUAAUAAGCUACCAAAAAAAUAUACAAUAAAAAAGUUGAAUAAAUUUAAAAAGAAUUAAUUAUGCAUCAAGUUUAUAAAUAAAUGAAUAAAGAUAAAAAAAAAGAAAGCAUAAAAUCUAUUGAUAGUAUUUUUAGAAAUUGUAACAUAUUUUAAUCAAUUUUUAGCUAAAAGUGAAGAAACCUUUCAACAUUCUCAAAAUUAUUAAAAGUUGAUUACAAAUAAAAUGCCAAGUGAAAAUAAAUUUUUUUAACCUAAGAAAUUAAGUGAGAUUAAACCAGUUUAGAGCAAAAACUAAUUAAGUCAUCACAUUAUAUAAAAAUAAGAUACUAGAACUGAUGACUCACCUCCAAGAUUUCAAAGCAGAAAAAUCAGUUUAAUUAAUGAUAAAAUUACUAAUUUAGUAUCUCAAAUAGAUUAGAUAUAAUAAAAGGAGAUUGAUUAAUUGACCUUCAUUAAGUAAUUAGAAAACGAAUAAGAUUUAUAUAAGACUUAUAGAGAAUCUCUUUAGCCAGAUUAAAUUUAAGAUACCUUAAAAUCCCUACUAGGCCCAAGUAACAAUAAUUAUAGAAAACCUUUUAGGUUCAAUAAUAAGAAGUUCUUUAACCAAAUUUUAUGA
Molecule: messenger RNA, 1422 nt
Organism: Paramecium sonneborni
Lineage: Eukaryota; Ciliophora; Oligohymenophorea; Peniculida; Parameciidae
Source: the annotation of a GenBank genome assembly